GCACUGCACAUACAUUGGCGUUGGAGACGUUGAUACAGCGCAUGCUGUCUGCUUGCGAUGUUGGAAGACAGUCUGUAUUUGGAGAACUUGCGAGAGUAUGUGGAAGAUGAGAACAGGAUUGUGACCUACAAGUGGCUCAGCAGGAAGUUGGAGGUACCAACAGAUGCUGCCAAGAAAAUGUCGGUCUGUGUAGAGUGCUGCAUGCAUAUCUGGUGGAGGAAGGUGGAUCGUCUGGUGUUACAGCAACUUAUGUCAUCACUGGAUUUAAAGACACUGAUCGAGGGAAACUGCUGCAAGUCUUGUUAGUGAGAGAUGAGGAGCUGGAAGCUGCAAAGAAUGGUUUUCAGUCAGUGAGGAGUGUCCAUGUGUACAGUGUCCAGAAAACCAGAAUACAGUUGUUGGUCAGGAUUCUGGCACUCUGUUCAUGGCAAACUAUGACAUUUGCAAGGAGCACAUUUCCAGCUACUCCAGAUGGAGUCCAGUUGCUUGCCCUGAGCCUAUGCCACCAUCUGCCUCUACUGACCCUCAUCUACCGGACUCUUCAUCCCUGGAGAAGAAUGGCAGCACUGCUCUGGACAAGAAAAACAGGUUUCCCCAACUGGACUUGAAGAAGGAGGGAGGAGGGAAGGCAGAAGGGGGGGUUACCAAGACAGUCAAAGAGAAAGAAACUAAGAAAGAUGUUGCAAAGCCGUCUAAGAGUGAAGUGACUAAAACUAUGCCAAGAAAGCCUGAUCCAAAGAAGAGCUCUAGCAAGUGCAAGAAAGACUCUAGAGGGAGUGUUGCUACCUACUUCAACAAGCCACAGACUGUGAAAACUGUGGCGCAGAAAGCAGAGACAGUGGCUAAGAGCUCAGUCAAGAAGUUGCAUCUCAAUGAUUCUGACAUUGAUAAUGGCUCUGACAGUGGUGGGGAGUCCGUGGUGCCAGUAGCUCCCAAACCAAAGACCAGUGUAAAGGUGGCCCGAAAGAAGAGAGCUGCAGACCAUUCAGCUAAAGGUGUAGUUGUGAUGGUUUUGUAAUGUGGUACAGCUUGGCCUUGCAGCACCUCCGGCUCCACUGCAGAGGAAAAGAAAGCGCAUCCAGAACACCAUGUCCAGUGAUGAGGAAGGUACGACAGGCUAGCUAUAUACUAUAAUGAAGACCCUGGCAGGUGAUGUUGGUGAGAAAGAAGGAACGAAGAAGGCUGGGGUUGAAGCUAGUGGCAGGAGAAGAAAGAGAGUCAAGAGACUAAAGUCACGGAUGUACACAACUGAUGAUGGAGCCAUGGUGACAGAGAAAGUGUGGGAGAGUGAAUCUACUGACGAGAGUGACUCAGAAACAAAACCUCUGAACAGAGGGAGAAAGAAGGCUCCAGUGGCAUCUGUGAAGCCAGUGAAACGAUCACCUGCCAAAGCAACUAAACAAUCUCUCCUCUCCAACUUUUUCAAGAAAUGACCGUUUUGUUGUUUUAUGCGCAUGCGCAGUAUACUCGUUGCCACGGUAACCGAUAAACACAACGUGGAGUGCGCGCACUGGAAACAUGGCUGAACCUUCGGACGACGUAGCGGAUUCUACAGGCGCCCUAGAAGCUGAAGAUACUAUGCCUGAAGUGAUGGAAGAAGAAGAAGAAGACAGCAGAGGUGGGGUUGGGGAGGGACAGAUGGGCAGUGCAGAUGAAGAUGGAGAAGAGGAUCUUUUAGUGCUUGACCCUAGCCAUGUGCGUAGUGUAGCACUUCCCACUCAUGUAACUGGUGUCAUGAGAAGUUCCGAUGUAGCCUCUAAUGCAAAGAGUGCAAGCAGCCCUCAAAGACCAGCUGACAAGACAAAAGGAAAAGCUGGAGAUAGACUUGAGAAAACAGCAAGAGACAGUGAAGAGUGUGCAGGAGGAGAGGGAGAGACUGGGAGUGCAGCUGUAUGGAGUCCAGCAGCAGCUGGCUCGGCAGCAGGUCCUCUUGGAGAGGGAGCAAGACGACGUCAACUCCAGUCGAGGUCUCCGGGAGCAGAAAGAAGGGAUUCUGAACCAUCUGAAGGACCUAUACCGACAGAUGCUGGACACUCUAAAAACUGAAAGACAACAGACUGUUGAGCUGCGGCAGGAGGUUGAGGAGGUGACAGGUCGUCUGCGGUUCCUGACGGAGGCUCAUCAGACGGUGCAGGGCGACAUUGCACUGACUCGCAGAGCCACGGAGAAGACAACUUCUGAUGUGGCCAAGGCUGAGGAAGACAAGCUGAACCAGGACCUCUACCUGGACAGACUCACCAGUCAGAUAGCUAGUCUGGACGAGCAGAUAGCACUGUACGAUGCCCAGCACAGUGCCCAGUGCCACGAGACAAAGGCAGUGAAAGAGAAUCUGACUGAGGCCAGUCUGGAGUUGGAGGCUCUGCUGUUGGAGAAGAAGAAGCUACUUCAGCAGUGGAACAGUACUCUCAUUGGUAUGAGGAGAAGAGACGAAGCUUAUGCUGCUAUACUAGCUGCUGUCAGUGUGCAGAAGCAGCAGAUCCGUAGUCUUGAAACUGAGAUUGAGAACUACCGAAAGAGCACCACACAGGAGCAGGAGAGAAAUGAGCAACUCACUCUCAUGCUCAACAAGCUUCGUGCAGACAUUGGCCACGUGGAGCGCCAGCUGGCACUCAGCCACGGCAGACACGAGGAGCUGAAGACAGAGUACACAACAUUCACUAGGACACUGCAGGAAACUGAGCAGGCCCUUGCCAGAGCCAACACAGACUGCAGUCUGAAGAGGAAUGAGCUGGGCACAGUGAGGACUCAGACUGAGAGAGAGGCCAGGGAGAAGAGGAAGCUGGAGGAUGUAGUGAUGGAGAAAAUGAUGCAGCAACUGACUAUGGACAAGAGCACACAGUACACCAGGAGAUCAGUGGAGGGGCUCCAGGCUCACAAGGAAAAGUUGGAGACGGCAGCAGUGGAGGUAGAGAAUGACAUAGCCAAGACUCUGCUGCAGGUGGCGAGCCUCUCAGCCGAGAUGAAGAGACUGCAGAGCAGUCUGGACAGGCAGCAAGAGGCAAUGGACAAACAGAACAAGUUCAUCUCCCAGUCAGAGACAGAGAUUGGCCACAACAAUGCUCUCAUUGAGAGGAAGCAGACUCAGAUUGACCAGCUCAACAAGAAGAUCUCUCAGAGAGUGGCCAAACUGGAUGGGGGAGAGGACCUGGGGCCACUGGAGCUGAAGAUCGACACUCUCCAGAAGCAGAUCUCAGACAGUGUGGAGCGUUGUGCCGGCCUCCAGAACUUCUGGCUGCGGCAGCAGAAUGAGUUAGUGAGGAAGACCAGAGGUGCUGAGGACGAGGCCCGAGCUGUGGACUGUCUGAGGAAACAGCAGCUGAUACUGCAGCAAAAGAAGAUGAGGAUUGAUGGUCAGCUGGAGAGGGAAGAGAAGGAGAGAGUGUCAGUGGAACAGAGCAUAUCUCGUCUGCAGCACGAAAUGCGGAGACUCUGCACUCUCAUCUCUGAGAAGAGUGGAGAGCAGACCAGACUGGAGCAGGACAACCUCCUCAUGCAGAAUGACUUUGUGCACGCUCUCAAGGAGUCAGAGUUGGAGUGUAUCCAGACACAGACUAAGGUGGAGCAGUUGAAAGAGGAGAAGGAGAGGCUUCUCAACAGCCUGGUGGAGGCAGAACGUCAGAUAAUGCUGUGGGAGAGGAAGAUCACUCUGGCCAAGGAGAUGAGAGAAAUGGUGGACUCGGAGACUGGCCAGGCUGACAUCAGAGCCAUGCAGGCUGAGAUCCAUCGCAUGGAGGUACGAUACAAUCAGCUGAUGAGGCAGCAGGAGAAGAUGAUCCAGGACAUGGAGAAAGCCGUCUACCGCAGGGAGGCCAUUCAGUUCAAGAGUGAGGUCCAGGUGAUGGCAGGCAAGAGUGAGGGAACUCAAGGUCACAUGAAGAAGAAGAUCACAGAUCUUCAGAGGCAAAUCAAACAGACGGGAAGAGACACUGCCAAGUAUGAAAAGGAGUCAGUGGCAAUGUCAGAAGAUGCUGUUGUGGUGGAGAGAGAUCUGGAAAGACAGCAGGGAAUGUGUCAGAGUCUGCAGUCUCAGUUGAACCAGCUGGAGACGGAGACCACUCAGUCCCUCGUGAAUAAAACCCAGGGGAUGGCUGAGUUAUACUCAGAGCAGGCAAAAUACAAGCAGUUAGUGGCUGCCAAAGAUGGAAGGUAUCGACUGAUGGCCAAGUCCAAGGAAGGUCGGGAGGUCGAGGAAGAAAGACAGCUGCAGAAACUGCGCUCUCUUCAAGCUGUGGUUGACAAGAUCAGGACCGACUUUCCAGCUACCCAGGAGUACCUGCAAACUGUAUCGGUUUCCCUCAGUGCCAGACUGAGCAGGCAACAGCGUGUAGAGGAAGUGGAAACUGCAUAGGACGACGCUGUAGACAUGUACAUACUUUUCCGUUGUUCUCCGU
Molecule: messenger RNA, 4391 nt
Organism: Geodia barretti
Lineage: Eukaryota; Metazoa; Porifera; Demospongiae; Tetractinellida; Geodiidae
Source: the annotation of a GenBank genome assembly